AUGAGCAGUCUGGGCGCAAAGAUCAAGGACAUCCUCCACUCCGACGAGUCCAAGGACACCACCACAGAGACAUCUCACCAUCCCCCAGGAUCAUUCCCCACAGAAGAAAUGGAGCCCAGCGAAACACACCAAGGCUACUCCAAGGGAUACGAGCACAACAAGCUUCACAAGGCCGAUGACCCUCGAGGCCAUGCACACAAGGACUCUGGUGUUGGCUUCACUGAGUCCAACGAUCCUACCUCCUACAAGCCCUCCAACGAGCCAAUUUCCGAGCGACGCGACGAUCCUCUAGACAGAACCACUACAACCGCUGGCACUGCGGCUACAGGUACUACAGCCGCUGGAGGUCUGGGUGACACCAGCAAGAUCCCCGCUACCGAGAGCUCCACUGGUGCUGCUGCACCCUCUACCCAGGACCAUCCCUACUGGGGUGAUCUUCCUAGCGGAGGCGUUCACAACACAGUCAUCGGCCACGGCAGCCCUGAAGAUGAGAAUGCACGUCAUCGGGCUGUUCACUCUGGCGCGACAGAGCCAACUCGAACGGCUGGUACUCUCGAGAGCGGAACAUUCCUCCACCGAAACGAUCGCGACACUACAUCCUCUACUACCGACCCCAUCGAUGCGCAGCGAACUACUCAAGAGAACCCCAGCCAAACAUCUGGCUCUCGCUUCAAUGAGAGCUUAGCUGGUGCUGGAGCCGCUGGCGCUGGUGCAUUGGGUGCUCACGAGCUUAACAAGCGCCGCCACGACGAUGAUACCCAAACACCAAGCAAGGUCGACCAAACCACCGAUAAGUCUCACGACGAACACAAGGACCGAUCAUUCCCUCUUCUCGGUAAGGAUCACAAGGAGAAGGAGGCUCACCACAAGGACAAGGAGACGCAUCACAAAGAGGACAAGCACGCUAAAGAACCCAAGGAGAGCAAGCUCGGCGCUCUCUUCCAUCGCAAGGAUAAGACAGAGACGGAGGCCAAGGCCGAGCAGGAGGCUGAUCAGGAGCGACAUGGUCAUUCAAAGCCUGCUCUAGCCGCUGCUGGAGCUGCUUGGGGUGCCAACACUGCUGGACGGGGUCAUGAUGACAAGACUCAGCGUGAUGUGACUGAUACUCGGGGUGCGACGCAGUAUCCUGCUUCGGGACUGGACUCUACCAGGGAUUAUAGCACACAGCCUACUGGUACUACCCAGCAGGAUAGUUCGCAUCGAGGCGCUGGUCUUGCGACUGGUGCUGCUGCGGGUGUUGGAGCUGGCGCUUUGGCGUCGCAUUAUGCUCAGCGCUCUGACAAUGAUCGAACUGGUCCUACCGGAACUGGCUACGACUCCCAGAGCUACAAUCCCUCUGGCACUUCUACCAGAGACCCUACUGCUCAGACAUACCAGCAACAGGGUUCUCACGGUGACCACAGCCUCGCGAAGGGUACUGCAGCUGGUCUAGGCGCUGGAACGCUUGCUUCUCACUCCGGACAGCACUCUAGCUCUAACCAGCCUUCAACCCUUGGCUCCUCCUCAGCAUAUGGUGCUCAGCCAGACCAACCCGCCAACUUCUCUCACAAGGAUCCUGUUGGUCAGACUUCUCAGCAUGACUCUCACCACGGUGCGGGACUCGCUGCUGGUACUGCCGCUGGUCUUGGUGCUGGUGCUCUUGCUUCGCGAUCUGGUCGUGAGCACGAAACUACUGGUCAGCACACUGGUCUUAACUCGAACCGUGGUUUGGAGUCGCAGGGCAACCAGUCUGCUUAUAGUUCUAGCAUCCCUACAUCUCAAUAUGAGCAGCAUGAUUCCCACCGUGGUGCUGGCCUCGCUGCCGGUACCGCUGCUGGCCUUGGUGCUGGUGCCUUGGCUUCUCGAUCUGGACGUGAGCAUGAGACUACUGGUCAAUCGGGACUUGACUCCAGCCGAGGUCUUUCAUCGCAGACUACUGAGCCUGGAUACAGCUCUGCCAACCCUACCUCCCAGCACCAGCAGGACAACUCUCAUCACGGUGCAGGUCUAGCUACAGGUGCUGCUGCCGGACUUGGUGCCGGAGCCCUGGCGUCUCGAUCCGGUCGCGACCAUCACUCUGAGCAGCCUAGUGGUCUUGACUCUAGCCGAGGCUUUGAGCCUCAGACCACUCAACCUACUUCCACUUCUACUCGCGACCCUACCUCUCAGUCCUACCAACAGGAGGGAUCUCACCGAGGAGCUGGACUUGCAACCGGUGCUGCUGCAGGUCUUGGAGCUGGAGCUCUUGCUUCGCAUGAGUCCAACAAGCGUGAUGAGGACCGUUACUUGAGCAAUGAUGGUUCUCGAACAGCUCAGCCUGGUGCUACUGGCACCGGCGCUGGCCUCGGAACCUCUUCCUCUGCCUUCGACAGCUCUCACCACGGGCCCUCCCGACAGUCAGAGCACUCCCAGCGCUCAACCGGUUCUCACCACUCCACCCUCGCCGAAAAUGCUAACGCUGGAAAGUACAACACCCUCGCAUCCGGCACACCCUCUGGCGUAGCCUACGACGUCGACGUCUCCACCAGCCGCUCUUCUCAGCAGCCUUCAUCUACCCAGAAGGAUGACAGUCACUUCGGUACCAAGGCAGCUGGUCUAGGUGCCGCAGCCGCCGGGGCCGGUACCGCAGCUGUUGUGUCCCGCAACAAGGAUGAGAAGCCUGUUGAGGACAAGAUUCGCGAGGAGCCUGAGACUGAGCGUAAGGUUGAUCAGACUGAGUCUCACAGACCUAUCACUGGUGCUGUUGCGCCGCAGGUUGGAACGAACAAGCCUGUUAUUCACAAGUGUGAGAAGUGUGGUGAGGAUAAUGACAUUAGCAAGUACUUUACUUCCAACUCUGGAAAGAUUUGA
Messenger RNA from Fusarium tjaetaba, 2829 nucleotides. RefSeq lists its product as uncharacterized. Lineage: Eukaryota; Fungi; Ascomycota; Sordariomycetes; Hypocreales; Nectriaceae. The record is from RefSeq and is a predicted model, not a curated record. Bases 1 to 2829 code for a protein of 942 amino acids. The transcript has a single exon.